GAACAUCUUGCUCGCUACGUUUGAACAUUGAGAGCUCCACUCCUGCGUGACAGCUUAUUUUUGCUUCUAAUAGUCCUGUGUUAGCAGGGUGAUCUUUAUUUAACUUGGGGAACAAGCUGCGAGCGGGGCUUCCGUCCACAGUGUGUACAAUAAAAUGCGACGAGUGCAAAGUUUACGUUCUUGCACCAAAAUGUUAAUAGACCCACUAUGAGAAGUAUGAGCAUUCAUUUCAGGAAGUUGAUAUAAAAACUGUUCAGUGGAUAAAAUGUGUCUACCUCGAGGGUCUUGCCUAACUUGUGCGACUUAAAAGGGCUCUCAGUUCUCGUGAGUAUGUGUUCAUAAUGAAGCGGCGACUGGAGGAUCAGGAAACGGUUUUUGCAUCUCAGCAGCGGCGCCUCACUGGUAACGUGGAGGCUUUCCAGCAUCGCGUUCUAGCCCCUGCUCCGGCUCCAGCUGUGUAUGAGGCUGUGCCAGACAACAUGCAGCCCACGGCAGGCGUUCAGUACUCCGUCCCACUGGGAUACCAGGUUCCCACUGUGUCCCAGAACAGUGGUGGACAUGGGCACACCCCGAGCCCAGCCGUCCAUGGUGGGUCCCAUCAUCACAACCCAGCAGUCCAAUCUCACGGGCCCUCAGUGAUGUCAGGACACAGUCAUACAGCUGCUCCUCAGGCCUCCGCACAGGGUCAGCAGCAGUUUCAAAGGCUCAAGGUGGAAGAUGCUUUGUCUUACUUGGACCAAGUAAAAUUGCAGUUUGGCAACCAGCCUCAGGUCUACAAUGACUUCUUGGAUAUAAUGAAAGAGUUCAAGUCUCAAAGUAUUGACACUCCAGGGGUCAUCAACCGUGUGUCACAGUUGUUCAAAGGUCAUCCUGACCUCAUCAUGGGCUUCAACACUUUCCUGCCACCAGGCUACAAGAUUGAGGUCCAGACCAAUGAUUUGGUCAAUGUGACAACACCCGGUCAAAUUCACCAUAUCACUCCUCAUGGCAUUUCAGUGCAGAACAUCCCCUUAACAGGAGCAGCUACCCAACACCAACCGCAGCUCCCAUCUGCACCAACCACCACUGCUUCCCCUCUUUUAACACAGCCUACCCCUGCCAAAAUGACCAAACCUCUCCAGCCCCAGGCCUUGACACCGAGCAUCCAGAGCAGUCCGUCCAUACCUGGGCACACCUCUCCCCGCUCCCCACCCAUGCAGCUCCACACCCCUCUCAGUGGGACCCCCACUGGACCACCCAUGCAGAACAACCAGCCUGUGGAGUUCAACCACGCUAUCAACUACGUCAACAAAAUCAAGAAUCGCUUCCAGGGCCAGCCUGACAUUUACAAAGCCUUCCUGGAAAUACUCCACACCUACCAGAAAGAGCAGCGUAAUGCUAAGGAGGCAGGAGGGAACUACACACCGGCUCUGACGGAGCAGGAGGUGUAUGCUCAGGUGGCCAGGCUCUUCAAGAAUCAAGAGGACCUGCUGUCCGAAUUUGGACAAUUUCUGCCUGACGCCAACAGUUCGGUGCUGUUAAGUAAGACCACAGCUGAGAAGGUAGAGUCUGUACGGAACGACCACGGUGGAACUGCGAAAAAGCUGCAGCUCAACAACAAACAGAGGCCCAAUCAGAACGGCUGCCAGAUCCGACGCCAUCCAACUCCAGGGUCCACACCACCUGUCAAGAAGAAGUCCAAGUUACUGAAUUUGAAAGAUCCGUCAAUGGCAGAAGUUGGCAAGCAUGGAGUCGGCACAGAAUCUCUGUUCUUUGAGAAGGUGCGCAAAGCCUUGCGAAGUGCAGAGGCCUACGACAACUUCCUGCGGUGUCUGGUCAUCUUUAAUCAAGAGGUGAUCUCCAGGGCUGAACUGGUGCAGUUGGUGCUGCCCUUUUUAGGUAAAUUUCCCGAACUCUUCAACUGGUUUAAGAACUUCCUGGGAUAUCGGGAAAUGUCCCACAUUGAGGCAUAUCCUAAGGAACGGGCCACUGAGGGCAUCGCCAUGGAGAUUGAUUAUGCUUCCUGUAAGAGACUAGGCUCCAGUUACAGAGCUCUGCCCAAAAGCUACCAGCAGCCCAAAUGCACUGGGAGAACUCCGCUUUGUAAAGAGGUCUUAAAUGACACCUGGGUGUCCUUCCCCUCCUGGUCUGAGGACUCCACCUUUGUCAGCUCAAAGAAAACUCAGUAUGAAGAGCAUAUUUACAGAUGUGAGGAUGAACGCUUUGAGUUGGAUGUAGUACUGGAAACCAACUUGUCCACCAUCAGAGUGUUGGAGACAGUACAGCGUAAAUUGUCUCGCAUGUCAGCCGAGGAGCAGGCCAAGUUCCGUUUGGACAACACGCUGGGCGGCUCCUCGGAGGUCGUGCACCGCAAGGCUGUCCAGAGGAUAUAUGGAGACAAAGCACCGGACAUCAUCGAUGGCCUGAAGAAAAACCCUUCAGUUUCUGUCCCUAUUGUGUUGAAGAGGUUAAAGACAAAGGAGGAAGAGUGGCGGGAAGCGCAACGGGGCUUCAACAAGAUAUGGAGGGAGCAGAAUGAGAAGUAUUACCUCAAAUCUCUUGAUCAUCAAGGCAUCCACUUCAAACAGAAUGACACCAAAGUGCUUCGAUCCAAGUCCUUGCUGAAUGAAAUUGAAAGCAUCUAUGAUGAGCACCAGGAGCAGGCUUCUGAGGAAAACACCACCCCACCCGCAGGUCCCCACCUGACACUGGCCUACGAAGACAGUCAGAUACUGGAGGAUGCUGCAGCACUCAUCAUCCACCAUGUCAAGCGGCAGACGAGCAUUCAUAAGGAGGAAAAAUUCAAAAUCAAACAAAUCAUCUUCCACUUCAUCCCCGACAUGCUGUUCUCGCAGCGUGGUGAGCUUUCUGACGUAGAAGAGGAAGAGGAGGAGGAGGAGAUGGAGCUGGAGGAAGGAGCAUCCAAAAAGCACAACGGUGUCCCCAGCAGUGGGAGCCCCUCUAAAUCCAAGUUGCUGUUCAGCAACACGGCGGCACAGAAGCUGCGCGGCUGCGACGACGCCUACAACCUCUUCUACGUCAACAACAACUGGUACAUCUUCCUGCGACUGCACCAGACGCUGUGCUCGCGACUGCUGAAGCUGUACGGGCAGGCGGAGCGACAGAUCGAAGAGGACGUCAGAGAACGCGACUGGGAGAGGGAAGUCCUAGGACUCAAGAGGGAGAAGAACGACAAUCCAGCCAUCCAGCUGAGACUGAAGGAGCCCAUGGACAUUGAGGUGGAAGAUUACUACUCGGCCUUCUUGGAGAUGGUUAGGAAUCUGCUGGAUGGAAACAUGGAGGCCUCUCAGUACGAGGACUCGCUGAGGGAGAUGUUCACCAUCCACGCUUACAUCGCUUUCACGAUGGACAAGCUCAUCCAAAGCAUCGUCCGACAGCUUCAACACAUCGUGAGCGAUGAGAUCUGUGUCCAAGUAAUGGACCUCUUCCUGGCAGAGAACUCUACUGGGGCCAGUGGAGGAUCCAUGUCCACUCAGUCUUCGAGGAAUUCUGCCGAGGCUAUCUACCAGCGGAAAGCCGAGCAGCUUAUGUCUGAUGAAAACUGCUUCAAGGUGAUGUUUUUGAGAAACAGAGGUCAAGUGCAUCUCAUGGUGGAGCUCCUAGACACGGAAGAGGAGAACUCUGACGAGCCCAUGGAGGCAGAGCGUUGGUCGGAUUAUGUCGAACGCUACUUAAACCCAGAUUCAACCACACCUGAGUUAAGGGAGCAUCUUGCUCAGAAACCAGUUUUUCUUCCCAGGAAUCUGAGACGGAUCAGAAAGUACCAGAAGGGCCGAGAGCAGCUGGACAAGGAGGCGUGCGAGGGCGGCAAGAAGUCCCUGGAAAAAGAGAAAAUGGAGUGCAUGUUCAAGCUCAACUCUUACAAGAUGGUAUACGUCUUCAAGUCUGAGGAUUACAUGUACCGACGCACUGCACUGCUGAGAGCUCACCAGUCACAUGAGAGGGUGAGCACACGGCUGCACAAACGCUUCCAGGCUUGGGUGGACACGUGGGUCAAGGAGCAUGUCACCCGCGACAUGAACGCCGAGACCAACAAGUGGUUGAUGGGUGAAGGGCGUGAAGGAUUACUACCUUGCACCACCGCGCGCCAGCCCGAGGUCGUACACUUCGUGAACAUCAACAAGUACCGUGUCAAAUAUGGAACACCAAGCAAGUCACCGUAGCUGAGGAGAAACUGGAGAGAGACUGAUUCCUGGGGGUGUUUUGGGCUGACGUCAAACAGGUCAGGAGUAGAGGUAGGGACAAGGGCCUAUUGAUGUGUUUUUAAAGCAGACAUGGGAGCACAAUUAAGCUAGCUACCGUGUUGCGUUGCACCUGGGGCGGCAGGAUUACUGAUUUUACCAGCGUUUUUAGCUGGGCCCAUUUUUUCCACAGGGCCUUUGGUGCCAAAACUUGGGAAUGGUCAUGUUCCAGUCACAGACAUGAGCUCUUACCAGCACUCAGAGCCACGUCUCAUACAAAGUUCCCUUAAGCCUUUACUGCAGGGCUUAUCAAUACAAACAGUGAGCCUGAGGGAGACGAGAGUGGUGCUUUUUUGUACUUCAUCACAACUGAGCUUCGUUUUGACUGAAACUUUUGUCUGAAGCCAUCAGAGAAAGCACUCCAUAGCAAUCAGUCGUACAGGGAUUUCUUUAUGAUAGUGUUAUUCUACAGUAUCAGCGAAAAACAAUAUGGUGGACAAGUGCACUUAUUAGGAAUAGGGAAAAGUCGUUUUAAAUAGUUUGGUUCCCCAGAUUGAACAGUUGGAGGGAGCUCAAAACAAGUCUGGUUCAGACAUUCCUGUGUUACGGCCAAAUCACAAAUAUGUACCUAUCACUAGAGGGAAGGAGGAGGUUACAUUUCCUUUUCCGAAAAUACAUGGCAGCAUUAUUAGAAACUGUGCCUGAGCCCCAGACAAUAUUGUCAGGUUAACAUCAAAAUGCACUGUUGCAUCUGAUGUAAAAAAAAAAAAAUGAAAAAAGUAGCCUCACAACACUGUUUGGUCUCGGACUGUAAAAUUGUACAGCUUGUGAAUGUCAGAUACUGACAUGUAUUCCAGUGUAUGUGUUGUGUAUAUAUAUUAUAUAUAGUUCUAAUAACACAAAUGAUCCUCGCCGCCCUGGAAGUCCAACCCUUUUAAAAACACCCUUCUGCCAACACACCAGCUUGUACAAACACACACAGACAAACACACACAGACACACACACACGUCUCAUUGUAGGAGGACUGUCCACAUGCCAUUCAUUGUAAAUACACUGUAUAUAGUCUCAGACUUUUUAUGACAAAUCUGUGUUGUUGUGCUAGUAAUACUUUCCAAGGUUACUGUGGACUUUAGUGAUACAUGGCUAAAGUUAGUAUGUAUAUGAAAAAGACAAAAGCAAGACCAUUUAUUACAGUUUUUACCAAAGGGAGUUGAUUAUAGAUGUUUCCCCCCUUUGAGUGUUCUUUUAUGUCUUUUCCCUUUUUAAUUUCUGUAGUAAAAGAACACUAGAAAUGUAUCCAGGUCUUUCGGUUUUUAUAUUUGAAAAAUGAUAUUUUAUUUCUUCUGAAUGUGACCCUUGUUUGGUUAACAAUCACUGCCCACCUUUUGACAACUGACACCGUCCGAGGUGAUGGUGAGACUCAUUUCAAAGGUCAGUCUCGACGGACUCCACAACAGUCUCACCCUGUGAUGCACGCUUCCCUGCCUGGAUAGAUUUCUGCUGCAGACAUCACCCAACACCAUAUUUUUGAUAAUGGAAGAAGUCACGUCACAAGCAUGUCUUUAGUCCCUUUAUUUAGACAUUAUUUAAAGUAACAAUAAAAACAACAUUUGUAGCCUACA
Molecule: messenger RNA, 5804 nt
Organism: Solea solea (common sole)
Lineage: Eukaryota; Metazoa; Chordata; Actinopteri; Pleuronectiformes; Soleidae
Gene: sin3aa
Product: SIN3 transcription regulator family member Aa
Exons: 21
Coding region: 342-4163 (1273 amino acids)
Biological process (GO): negative regulation of transcription by RNA polymerase II
Cellular component (GO): chromatin
Molecular function (GO): transcription corepressor activity
Source: RefSeq, a predicted model, not a curated record